Messenger RNA from Benincasa hispida (wax gourd), 1305 nucleotides. RefSeq lists its product as uncharacterized. Lineage: Eukaryota; Viridiplantae; Streptophyta; Magnoliopsida; Cucurbitales; Cucurbitaceae. The record is from RefSeq and is a predicted model, not a curated record.
CUGAACUCAACAUGAAGUUGUUGCCCUCUCCUUCUUGCUCUUCCUCUUCUUCCUUCUCCACUUCCACUUUCGAUGCUCAUGUCUGCAACCCCAGAGCUACACCCAGCUGUCUUUCGGGAAUUCUCCGCCGGAUUCUAUGCUCCGGUAGCCUCCCAACGCACCCGACCGAUCAUAUCACAGAAGAAACUAGUUCAGUGAAGUCUGAUGAUAAGCUUCUUCAAGUCAAGGAUUUGAAUGUCAUCAAAUCAACAAAUGAGACGAAGCCAACUGCUGGAAUUGUGGCCAGACUUAUGGGCUUGGAUUCAAUGCCAGAGAUGAAGCAGAAUCAUAAUUCGCUAUCGAGAAGCCAAUCCAUGAACUCUGUGGAGCAUUUCUACAAACACCUGGAAGACAAACAUCAACGGGUUAGAUCAACACUGUCAUUUCGAGAGGUACCAACCUUUCUUGAGCUUGAAAAUGAAGAAUACUUCAUCCUAAGUUUUGAAGGAGAAAGCAAAAGUAAAGAAUUCAAAGCAAAAGUGAGGAACAGUACAGAAUUUAACCAAAGAAAGGAAGACGAAGACAAAUAUAAAAACAGGGGAAGCAACAAAACAGAGCAGUCAUCUGUGAGAAAGACAAAGAAGAAGAGAUUUGAUCCAGAAGAAUCCAAACAGUUCGUCCAAAUUGAUUUGAAAGAAAAGAAGAAAUCAAGAAAGAGAUUUUCAAAAAAUAAACCCACCUCCAGAAUUUCCACGAAGGACCGCCAUGGAAGAAAAUCAACUCGACAAGUAGAAUCAGACUGCAGCUCCGAUGAAUUAAGCCCAGUUUCAGUUCUCGACAGCAAUCAAUUCCUACGAGAUCCCGAAGAAGCAAUCUCAUUAUCAGGAGAUGCUGCUUCAAAUUCCCCCAUAAACACUAGAAGGAAAUUAUCAUCGGAGCUCGAAAUUCCAAAGACCCCAUCUCGAAACGACGAUGAUUUGAUAAUCAACGGAGGCAAAAUCGCGAAGAAGAAAGUGGUUGAUGGGAUCCAGCGGGAAAGAUAUGAAAAAGAGAUUUGUAAGAUAACGGAGAUGGAAUUGGAGGAAUCAAAUUGGAAAUACAGCAAAAUUUGUGAAGAACAUGAAGAAUUUGGAGGUGGAGGUAUAAUUGAAGGUUUUGAUUCGUAUAUUCUUGAAGGAUUGAUAGAGGAAUUUGUAGAACAAAUGUAUGAUUUGAUCUUUAUCUGAAGAUCAAUUACUAACAUGUAAAUUUCGAAUUAUAGUUACUAAAUUCACCAGAAAUUCAACCAAAAUUAAUGAAGGAAAAUACAAAACAAAACAAAACAAA